Messenger RNA from Capsella rubella, 614 nucleotides. RefSeq names its product subtilisin-like protease SBT3.4. The transcript has 3 exons. Bases 33 to 437 code for a protein of 134 amino acids. Lineage: Eukaryota; Viridiplantae; Streptophyta; Magnoliopsida; Brassicales; Brassicaceae. The record is from RefSeq and is a predicted model, not a curated record.
UCUUAUAAAAUUGGAAUCCCCCAAAUCCCAAAAUGCAAACAUUUGGUCGUGGAACAAGAGUCUACCUCAACCUGAACCUCAUCGUCACCGUCUUCGUCUCUUUCUCAUCGCUACUCGCUUCGAUCGUCAUGGCUGAAUCUACUGGAGAAGCAACGGCAUCGUCUGAAGCCAAGGUUCACAUCAUCUACACCGAGAAACCCACCGAUGAGGAACCUAAAACUUAUCAUCUCCGUACCCUUUCCUCUGCUCUCGGCAGUGAGGAUCUUGCAAAAGAUGCUCUGAUCUACAGUUACAAGGAAGCUGCUUCUGGUUUUUCAGCUAAGCUCACUCCUGAGCAAGUCGCUGAGAUAUCCAAACAACCAGGUGUGAUUCAAGUUGUGCCAAGCGAGACUUAUCAGUUGCACAAACCUGUUGGUGGUGGUUUCAAGUUGACCUAACUUGACUUUGUCUAUUCAACUUCUGAACUAGACAUGUUGCUUUACAGAGACUAGUCUGUUGUUGUAAUGUGGUGACUUGAACUAGUAUCUAACUAAAAUAAUGUCAUGAUGUUGCUCUAUUCGAGUUGUUUGUGUUGAUAAGAAUUGAGUUUCUUCAAUAAAUUGUUUUCCGAGAAA